AUGGGAAUUAUACUGAUUUAUUUAUUAGGACAGCUUAUAUAUUUGUUUAAAGGUAAAGUCAGGUUUCAAACAAGAAGAAUAAUGGAAAAGUCAUCAUAUUCAAGCCUAAGCUCGGUUGCUAACUCGGCGCCAGUCUCUAUUUUCUCGUACUGUGCUUCAUCGAUUUUGAUGACAGUCACCAACAAAUAUGUGUUAUCAGGGUACGAUUUUAACUUGAAUUUUUUCAUGUUGGCAUGUCAGUCGAUCAUCUGUAUUGCUACUAUCGGUACUUUGAAGGCGUUAGGUGUUAUCACGUACAGACAGUUCAACAAGGACGAAGCUAAGAAAUGGUCCCCUAUUGCUGUGUUAUUGGUUGCUAUGAUUUAUACCUCAUCCAAGGCGUUACAGUUCUUGAGUAUUCCUGUUUACACAAUUUUCAAGAACUUGACGAUUAUUUUGAUUGCUUACGGUGAAGUUUUGUGGUUCGGUGGUAAGGUCACCACCAUGGCCUUGGGCUCGUUCAUUUUGAUGGUCUUGUCAAGUGUUAUUGCAUGUUACGGGGACACCUCGGACGCUAAGUCGCCAACCGACACGAUUUCUUUGUACGCUGGUUACUUCUGGAUGUUCACCAACUGUUUCGCUUCGGCCGCAUUCGUUUUGAUCAUGAGAAAGAGAAUUAAGUUAACAAACUUCAAGGAUUUCGACACCAUGUACUACAACAACUUGUUGUCGAUUCCAAUCUUGUUAUUCAUGUCCAUUGUCUUUGAAGACUGGUCUGUUACCAACAUCAACUUGAACUUCCCUGUCGACAACAGAACCCCAACCAUCAUGGCCAUCAUUUUCAGUGGUGCGUCCUCUGUUGGUAUUUCGUACUGUUCCGCAUGGUGUGUUAGAGUCACCUCUUCCACCACUUAUUCCAUGGUUGGUGCCUUGAACAAGUUGCCAAUCGCUUUAUCUGGUUUAGUCUUUUUUGAUGCUGCCGUUAACUUCUGGUCUGUUUCCUCCAUUUUUGUAGGUUUCGUUGCUGGUUUAGUCUACGCUGUCGCCAAGCAAAAGCAACAAAAAGAUAACGCUCAACAGUUACCAUCCAAAUAA
Debaryomyces tyrocola is the source of this 1074-nucleotide messenger RNA. Lineage: Eukaryota; Fungi; Ascomycota; Pichiomycetes; Serinales; Debaryomycetaceae. The record is from the annotation of a GenBank genome assembly.